Molossus molossus (Pallas's mastiff bat) is the source of this 1212-nucleotide messenger RNA. It is a transcript of the gene GPR25, whose product is annotated as G protein-coupled receptor 25. NCBI's taxonomy places the organism in Eukaryota, Metazoa, Chordata, Mammalia, Chiroptera, Molossidae. Gene Ontology annotation, biological process: immune response; G protein-coupled receptor signaling pathway. The record is from RefSeq and is a predicted model, not a curated record. Gene Ontology annotation, cellular component: membrane. The transcript has a single exon. Gene Ontology annotation, molecular function: G protein-coupled receptor activity. Bases 1 to 1212 code for a protein of 403 amino acids.
AUGCCCAUCACCGAGCCCUGGAGCCCCAGCCCCGAGUCCGUGUCCUGGGACUACUCGGGGUCUGGCGCCCUGGAGGAGGAGCUGGAGCUGUGCGCGUCCUGGGAGCUGCCCCACGCCCACGCCUUCGUCCCGGCGCUCUACCUGGCGGCCUUCUGCGUGGGCCUGCUUGGCAACUGCCUGGUGCUGAGGCUGCUGGCCCCGCGGCGCGGUCCGCGGCGUCUGGCGGACACCUUCGUGCUGCACCUGGCGGCCGCCGACCUGGGCCUGGUGCUGACGCUGCCCCUGUGGGCCGCGGCGGCGGCGAGGGGCGGCCGCUGGCCCUUCGGCCUCGCGCUGUGCAAGCUGAGCGGCUUCGCGCUGGCCGCCUCGCGCUGCGCCGGCGCCUUGCUGCUGGUGGGCAUGGCCGCCGACCGCUACCUGGCGGUGGCCCUGCCGCUCCGGGCGCGGCCGCUGCGCUCCCCGCGGUGCGCGCGCGCCCUGUGCCGGGGCGCCUGGGCCGUGGCGCUGCUGGUCGGCCUGCCCGCCCUGGUCUCCCGCGACCUGCAGCCGCUGCCCGACGGCCCGGGCAGCCAGUGCGGGGAGCGGCCCUCCGACGCCCUCCAGGCGCUCGGGCUGCUGCUGCUGCUGCUCACCUGCGCGCUGCCCCUGGGCGCCACCCUGUUCUGCUACUGCCGCCUCGCACGCCGUCUGCGCCGGCCGCUGCGCCUGGGCCGCGUCCCCGCCGCCCCGCUGCACAUCAUCUGCGCCGUGGAGGGCGCCUUCGUGGGCGCCUGGCUGCCCUUCGGCGCCCUGCGCGCUGUCCUCCACCUGGCGCGCCUCGGGGCGCUGCCGCUGCCCUGCCGCCUGCUGCAGGCGCUCCGCUGGGGACUCACCGUCGCCACUUGCCUGGCCUUCAGCCACAGCUGCGCCAAUCCUCUCAUCUACCUUCUGCUGGACCGCUCGUUCCGCGUCCGGGCCUGGCGCCUGGCGCACGGGCUCAGCUCGGUGUCCUCGCGCUCCGGGGACCUCAGUGCGGAGCCCCGGAGCCCGGCCGACAGCGGGGGAGGAGCGUGGACCGGCCCCAGCCGGCCCGUAAGGGCCCCAGGCCGGCGGAGGUCCAGGGAGGCGGCUGGAUCCCCAGACGCGUCUCCUCUGCGGGCCGCAGGACGCUCCGCUGGCACCCCGGGGAUCGCCUCUCCGUCGUCGGCUUCCCCAAACCUCAGCGCUUCCUAA